Messenger RNA from Electrophorus electricus (electric eel), 2171 nucleotides. RefSeq names its product UBAP1-MVB12-associated (UMA) domain containing 1 (gene umad1). The record is from RefSeq and is a predicted model, not a curated record. Lineage: Eukaryota; Metazoa; Chordata; Actinopteri; Gymnotiformes; Gymnotidae.
CAGGCUGACUUGUAAACAAAACUCAAGGAAGUUUUUUGCUAGUGAUCUUCCUUCACGGUCUCCUUAGUAUUAAACCUGAAAACAGCUAGUUAUCCGUGGAAGUGUAGUCAAUAACGCAUACGCCAGUCGUAUGUCACUGGCUGUGUUUAACUAGCAACUUAUCUAAUUACAUCUAGUUCAUGUCCAUUUAUUUGUUGUUUUGGAUAGCUACGCUAGCUAGUUAGCUGGUUUAACGCAAACCACAAGCAAAAUGUUAAGUUUCUUGGGACUUCGGAAGGACUCAAAGAAAUCACCGUCAGAGAGAGAAAGCGACGGAUUUGUCUUUAUUGGGGAGACUACUGAGGAACAGAGACAAAAAGUUAAGGCUGUUAACACUGUGCAACCCUCCACUAAUGUCAUCGUGCAGCCUUCAAAGUCUUCCCAUGCAGGUCAGAGCAGCCCUGCCGAGACCAUCCAGCCAACCUCAGAGGCCCUGCCCUCCAGAACCACUGCAGAGCCACAGGGAGUGGAGGCAGUCCCAGCUCUGUCUGAGCUUCUCGGAGAUAUCCCUUUCACCUUAGCGCCACAUGUCCUGGCCAUGCAAGCCGGCGUGCCUCUCAUCCCAGAGUUCGUCCUGCCCCGAGACGUCAAUGAAACCCUGGCCAGCUUCUGUUAUGACUUCACUCUGGAGAACUCGGUGCUCCGUGAACCAUGAUCGUUGCCUUAAACGCUCACCUAAAGAGUGAGACGCAAGCAGUUUUCAGUCAGAAGAAUAUAAUGCUUAGCUCCCCAGUGGUUUAAGGUUUCAACUGCUAACAUCGAGGAGUUUUGCUGUGUGUAUUCUCAGCUGUAUGCAAAGAUGUCUUUGAGAUGAAGGAUGUUAGUAUCUUAGUAAGAUUUUGUGGUUUUUUUUUUAAUGGAUAGCUGAAUUUUUUACAUUUAAAUUUGUUAUAUGAUAAAACUAUGUGCAAUAAGGGGAGUGGGAGCAGUUUCAAAUGUAAGCCUUUUAAGAGACAGUGUAAUGUCUCAAGAGCAGUUAAUGUUAUAUACAAACUGCUGUAAAUGUACUGUCAUACCUUACUGUAAAAUGUCAUCCAUGCGCUUGAGCUUGUUGAUAACUCAUUUAUUUCUCUGCAAUUCUUGAUCACACAUAAACAGAAAAGGCCUCUUGCAGAAAUAUUGUGGCAAUAAAUUACCUUGUUCAGCGGUGCAUGUUUUUAACUUUUAUUUGAGGUUGGAGACCAUGAACAUGCCUCAAUAAACAGCACUAAAACACUUGAAAGCACUAGUGCCCAUGCAAAAAAACACCACCUCUUUUUCGCACAGUUUGCCUUGUUAUGUUAUUGGCAUCGCUUGCUGUGUUAUAUCAUGUCUUCCUUCAUGUGUGAAUGUAUUUUGAAUUUCAAGGUGGUUAUUGGAUUUGUUCAAGAGCUUGGCAUCAAGAAUAGAAUGUCUCCCAGAGAGCAAAGGAGCAGGUUUUUUUGUCUUACGAGAAAACACCCAGAUGAAUGUGGCAACAUUUAUUUAGUUGAAUAUGCAAUAGUAUUUCAGUAUAAGUGGCUGGAUUUUAAUAUAGAGCAUGCUGCUAAUUACAAGUUGCACUCUGAAAAUGAAAGACUUCCGCUUGCCUUAGCUACUUCAAUACUUGGUUUGUGGCAACCAUUUCUUAUCCUUAUAUCUGGGAAUUUCCUUUGUGGUGUGACCAUAUUACAACUAUGAAAAUUAUUUUGAAAAACAUCUCCUCUAGAAGUGAAUCCCACUGUUUAAUUUGUAUAUCUCGCUCUUCCCCUAGUCAACAGCUUCAGAAUUAUCUUGAGUUUUCCUCUACAAUUUUCUUUGAUAUUAUAUUUUACUCAUAUAAUAGGACUUUUUAAAAUUUUGUUUAUAUAUCUGUAAUGCACCAUAAAAUCACACGAAUUAGCCUUUUGCUCUCCACAUUACAUUUUUAUGAUGUACACGUGUAUAAAAGUCGGAAUGUGCUUUCAACUGUUCAAUAUUAUUUAUCCUGAGUUAUGAGAAUAUGCCUGUGCUUCUAACCUUUGGACACUAUAGAGUACAAUCUCCCAUGAUUAAUUGAUGUGUGCAUGCUAAACUUAGUAACUGAACCAAAUAAGAUGUCAUCAACCCCAUGACUGUUAACCAAUUUAUUUUGUUGGAUCCAAAAUGUCUCAAUAAAGUCUUUUCUCAGCGUU